Tetrapisispora phaffii CBS 4417 is the source of this 1134-nucleotide messenger RNA. It is a transcript of the gene DSK2, whose product is annotated as ubiquitin domain-containing protein DSK2. The transcript has a single exon. Lineage: Eukaryota; Fungi; Ascomycota; Saccharomycetes; Saccharomycetales; Saccharomycetaceae. Gene Ontology annotation, cellular component: cytosol. The record is from RefSeq and is a predicted model, not a curated record. Gene Ontology annotation, molecular function: polyubiquitin modification-dependent protein binding. Bases 1 to 1134 code for a protein of 377 amino acids. Gene Ontology annotation, biological process: ubiquitin-dependent protein catabolic process.
AUGUCUAUUAGUGUUCAGAUCAAGUCAGGUCAGAAUAAGUGGGACGUGGCUGUGGAGCCUUCGAACACUAUUCUGGAGUUCAAAGAAAUAAUUUCGAAAGCUUCUGAUAUUCCUGCGGGAAAUCAAAGACUGAUCUAUUCAGGUAAAAUUUUGAAAGAUGCUGAAACUGUGGAGUCGUACAAGAUUCAAGAUGGCCAUUCCAUCCAUCUGGUUAAGUCCGGUGAUGCCUCCGCCAACGCUGCCAAAUCCAGUACUGCUGCUGCUGCAACUGCGAAUGCCGCAGCUGGUUCUGCGGAAAGUGCGGUUCCAACCAAUAUCACUUCUGGACAAACUAAUGGCUUCAACCCGUUAGCUGAUUUGACCAGUGCUCGUUACGCUGGUUACAAUUUACCGAUGCCAUCGGCCGAUAUGUUUGGUCCAGAUGGGGGCAUGACUAAUAUGCCAAACCAAGAUGAUAUGUUGAGCAUGCUAGAGAACCCAGUAUUCCAAUCGCAAAUGAACGAAAUGUUGUCGAACCCUCAAAUGGUGGAAUACAUGAUCAACUCGAAUCCACAACUGCAAGCUCUGGGCCCUCAAGCAAGAGAAAUGUUCCAGAGUCCCUUCUUCAGGCAGAUGCUGACUAAUCCUGAUAUGAUUAGACAAAGCAUGGAGAUGGCACGCAUGAUGGGUGGAGAAGGUGUUGGAAUAGGAGGUGGUCUCAACGGAGACUCCUCCUUUCCUGCACCUGGCGAAACUUCCACUGAGUCUGCUACUGCGGAGGAUAAUGCUGCCGCAAGAAACCCUGCUGCCACCAACCCUGCUGCCGCCAACCCUGCCAAUCCAUUUGCCGCUCUGUUCAACCCAGGCAUGAACCCAUUUGCAGGGUUGGGCAACCCUGCCGCCGCUGGAUCCACCGGCGCCCCAGGCACCCCACAAUACCCGGGCUUCAACCCAUCCAUGUUGGCCUCCAUGCUUCAACAACCACGACAACCAGCCCAAGAAGACACAAGACCUCCUGAAGUCCGCUACGAAUCCCAGUUAAGACAGUUGAACGACAUGGGCUUCUUCGAAUUCGACAGAAACAUCGCCGCUUUGAGGCGUAGCGGAGGUUCAGUACAAGGUGCAUUAGAUGCUCUAUUGAAUAAUGACGUAUAA